AUGCACGUGGAUGGUUGCAGGGAGAUGUGGAAGAAGGUGAACCUCGCCGUGCUGGGCUGGAUCUCCAUCAACGCUUUGUUCGGAGUUUUGCUGGCGAUGGGGCUGUACUACUGGGGCCUGCGGGACACCAGCGCCGCCUACGCCGUCAACUUCCUCAACCUCAUCCCCGUGGCCACUUUCCUCAUCGCCGUCGCGCUGCGGGCCGAGCGCCUCUCCCUCUCCCACUGGCCCGGUAGGAUGGAGCUCCUGGGCGCGGCGGUGGGCGUCGCCGGCACCAUGGUGGUCAGCUUCUGCAAGGGCACUCGCCUCCCGCUGCCGCACCUCCACUUCCACCACCACUCCCAGGCCGGCGCGCCGACGGCCGCGCCACACGGCGCCCGCGACAUGGCCGCCGGCACGCUGUGCCUGUGCGGGAGCUGCGUCAGCUACGCGCUCUGGUUCGUGGUGCAGGCCAGGGUCGCCAAGGUGUUCCCGUCCCGGUACUGGGCCACCGCGCUCACCUGCGCCGCGGGCAGCCUGCAGUCCGCCGCGGCCGCGGCCGUCGCGUUCGCCCUCACCCCCACCGGCGACAGACAUGGCUGGGCGGCGGAGUGGAGGCUGGGGUGGGACCUGCGCCUGGUCACGGUGGUGUACUCCGGGGUGUUCAACACGGGCGCCACGUUCGUGCUCGUGUCGUGGGCGGUGGCGCGCCGCGGGCCGGUGUACCCGCCCAUGUUCAACUCGCUAUCGCUGGUGGUCACCGCCGCCGUCGACGCCGUGUUUCUCGGCACCGACCUCUACCUCGGCGGUGUUCUCGGGGCGGCGCUCGUUGUCGUAGGCCUCUACGCAUUCCUGUGGGGCAAGCGCAAGGAGCUCGACGCUGCCGCCAAAGGGGACGACCGCGAGCAGGGGCUGCGGCGAGGAGACAGAGACACCGACGAUGGCAUCGCCUAGCUAACUAGAGCGAUCGAUGGAUUUAGCUUAACUGCUCAACCAGUCGUAGCAUGAUAGCAUGGUACCAGUAACU
Molecule: messenger RNA, 1006 nt
Organism: Aegilops tauschii subsp. strangulata
Lineage: Eukaryota; Viridiplantae; Streptophyta; Magnoliopsida; Poales; Poaceae
Product: WAT1-related protein At5g64700-like
Cellular component (GO): membrane
Molecular function (GO): transmembrane transporter activity
Source: RefSeq, a predicted model, not a curated record